This is a messenger RNA of Cyphellophora europaea CBS 101466, 279 nucleotides long. RefSeq lists its product as uncharacterized. The record is from RefSeq and is a predicted model, not a curated record. The coding region runs from base 1 to 279 and encodes 92 amino acids. NCBI's taxonomy places the organism in Eukaryota, Fungi, Ascomycota, Eurotiomycetes, Chaetothyriales, Cyphellophoraceae. The transcript has a single exon.
AUGGAAGACCUGGUGAAGGCGUUUAGAAAAACCCUCGCCACCACCGCCAUUAAAUGUCUGCCACUACCCAAAGCCGCUAUCAAGAACUUUCUCUUCCAGGCCGGCCAGCAAGUUGAAGUUGUCCACGACACCUUCCCCUCGCUUACCAAAAUCAAGGCUUUGUCGCAAGGAACCAUGGGCGCAAGUGUGCAGAGCGAGGCUAGCAUGAUCGCCCCUCACGACAAUAACGAGUAUACCACCAAAGACGAGCGCAAAGCGUGGAAUAAGAUCCGCCAGUAG